Gracilinanus agilis (Agile Gracile Mouse Opossum) is the source of this 1664-nucleotide messenger RNA. It is a transcript of the gene HEBP2, whose product is annotated as heme binding protein 2. The transcript has 4 exons. The record is from RefSeq and is a predicted model, not a curated record. NCBI's taxonomy places the organism in Eukaryota, Metazoa, Chordata, Mammalia, Didelphimorphia, Didelphidae. The coding region runs from base 387 to 1013 and encodes 208 amino acids. Gene Ontology annotation, cellular component: cytoplasm.
GAGGGCGGUUGCAGAAAGGUGUUGAGACCUGCCUUUUCCCUCCCCCUGUUCCUCCGCCUUCUUGAACGGCCCCGAGGCUGCUUGGGCGGUCACCGGAACAGCUGGGAGAGAGGGCUGGGAGAAGCUGAGUUAGAGGGUACGGGUCAGCCUGAUCUUUAGCCCGGCAGCUUCCUAGCUGCAGCAGCCAAGUGCGCACGGGGCAGACCCGCAUCCCUGGGCACACCCUCGGACCCGCCUGGGCGGAGUCUCUGGCCGAGGUGCGGCCCCCGGGAGCCGGGGCGGAGAAGUGGGUCAAAUUGCAUAGGCCUCCCCUUCAGUCAGGCCUGGCCCUAAUUCCGCAUCUUUUCCUGGACCUUUAACGCUACCCCCCCCCCCCAACGUCCGAGAUGUCCGACUCAGAACCAGAACCAGACCCAAAUCCAGAGGAGGAAGCUGCUGAAGACGCCCCCGCCCCAGAGACACCCAACUGGAAGGGCUUGGAGGAGGCAGCCGCGGAGCCUGGUAGUUAUGAGAUCCGGGAGUAUGAACCCGCUAAGUGGGUUAGUACCUCUGUUGAGUCAAUGGACUGGGAUGCAGCCGUCCAAGCUGGCUUCACAAAACUUCAUAAUUACAUUCAAGGCAAGAAUGAGAAAGAGAUAAAGAUAAAGAUGACUACCCCAGUGACAAGCUAUGUGGAGCCAGGGUCAGGGCCAUUUUGUCAGUCUACAAUUACCAUUUCCUUAUACAUUCCUGCUGAACAGCAAUCUGAUCCACCCAAGCCUUCAGAGUCAGAUGUCUUUAUUGAAGACAGAGCUGCAAUGACAGUGUUUGUGCGGUCUUUUGAUGGGUUUUCUAGUGCCCAGAAGAACCAGGAACAACUCUUGACAUUAGCAAGCAUUUUGAGGGAAGAUGGAAAAAUCUUUGAUGAAAAGGUUUACUACACUGCUGGCUAUAACAGUCCUUCUCAGUUGCUUAAUAGACACAAUGAGGUGUGGUUGAUCAAGAAAAAUGAACCUCCCAAAGAAAAUGAAUAAAAAAAAAGUUCUUCAGCUAAAGGCAAAAGUGCUGCUUAAUGUAGAUCUCAAUACUGCUGUUAAGCUAAUUGCUAAUUUAGUCUCUUCUGUAUAAGAACACCAUCAGCUGAACUUUCAAAUGUGCCUUUCCUAAAGCCUAAAGCCUCCCUUUGCUUCAAGAAUAGGCUGGCAAGUCACAGUUUCCUGCUAAAAACAACACAAUCCUUUAAACUGAUUAAUGGUAGUUGUCUUUCUUCUUUUUCACCACAGGGUCAGGGGGAAACAGCCAUGGUUGUAUUUGUCUUCUUUUCUGACUUUAAUAUGGUUUUUUCCUAUCUUUGCUUCAAGAAUAGAACACUGUCCUCUCUUCCACCAGUGAAAUUCUUACAUAUUUUACCAUCUGUGGAAAUAGUGCCAAGCUAUCGGCCAGUAGAGAUCCCAAAUUUCCAGUUGAUGAUGGUUGAUCAGUAAUGGAAGCUUCUUAUCACUAUGGACAGCUGGAGUUCUCUAUUCCAUUGUCAGCUAAUUUCUACCCACCCUCUGUAAGGACUUGUAAAAGUUGCGACUAACAUUAGGGUAAUGGUCCAAGUCAGUUUUUUCUAACUCUGCUUUUGUGACUUGCAGAAUAUUCUAUUUCAAAAGAUGCCUCAUUAUUAUUUUAAAAUUUUUUAA